Molecule: messenger RNA, 11697 nt
Organism: Phytophthora infestans T30-4
Lineage: Eukaryota; Oomycota; Peronosporomycetes; Peronosporales; Peronosporaceae
Exons: 2
Coding region: 1-11697 (3898 amino acids)
Molecular function (GO): helicase activity; ATP hydrolysis activity; ATP binding
Source: RefSeq, a predicted model, not a curated record
AUGGUUGGAGGUCGCGACGGAGGCCGUCGCGGUGGGAGACAGGGAGGGGGCCGAGGACCUGGCAACCGUAACCAGGAUGUUGGUCGAGGACGGGGUCGGGGUCGAGAUAGCAGCCAAAGUGGCGAGCGAGGCCGUGGUCGUGAAUCCCGAGGAGGGAGACCGGGAGGUGGACGAGCUUCGGGUUUUCGCCCUCCACAGCUUCCGUCCAACCCGUCGACCCUCCAGUUCAUUCGCUUGGCGUUGAAGAACUGCCCGAACCACAAGUUGACGAAGACUAUCGAGCAAAUGGACAAGAUGUGGCUCAGUUGCUGGCAAAGUGUCGAGAGUCUUCCUCCAGAUGCACUGAAAAUGCUUUUAUCAGCACUGUCGAGACUGCCGUUUUCGGCUACAAUCGCCCCGCCUCCACUUCCUGCAAUCAGCAAAGCGGUUAGUACUUUGCUGAACCAGGUGACUCAGUACGGAGGGGGUGAUGAGGCGUUCGAUGGCAACGACGGGGCCCUUGAGGGUGUCGAACUCGUUGAACGGGUCGUCACGCGGUUGCUGAAGUUCACGUGGGAUCUGAAACGAGACGACGUUAAAGACGCGCUGGACGAGAUGAUUGCAGAGGCGGACUCGACUUUGAACGUUCGGUUGAAGACUCAUCGUACAGUACGCGGUCGACUAACAGCAUUGCUUAACGAGAUGGAUAAAUUCUGGAGUAUUAAGGUGAAAGUACGGGAGCUAACGACGAUCGAGCAGGUAGCAACUGCACCGGAUUGGCGUCAUCCGACGGUGGCGUGGCUAGCAGACUACCGGAACUUUCAGCCGGCUCUUCUCCCCAAGCUGCAGCUUCCUCGUAGUAACGGAGGACGAGUCUACGAAAGCAGUGACGAAUAUUUCACGACGAUCGUGGAACUGUGGAUCGGAAUGACGUUCGUGGAAGGGAACAACGCGUUGCUGCCGCACUGCACCGUGAAGAUGGGGGACAAAGUGUGCGAUCAACCAUUGUGGCCAUUCCCUGACAAGAAGAUGUCGCUUCAUUGCAGAAAUUCACAGUGCGAUCGCAAGUGUGCGAGUGAAUACCAACAGCGACUUCGCGGGCCAUCGUCCAAGUACGCGUCGACACACAUCUACGAUGGGUUCAUUGCUAACGUUAAAUACGACGGAACAAUGUCGAUUGAGCAAGUGGCAUCACGUCGCCCGCCGUUGAAGCCUAUUCACUGGAGGACGACGAAGCGAUUAUCAAGCCCCAACCUGAUUGGCAUCGUGAGACUUGCCAACCGUGAGGCAUCGCUGAGAGCUACUGAUGAGGUUUACUGGGCGGAGAUUGUGUUCCAAGGCAAGAGUUUUGACGAAUACAAGGCUCGCGAGCGAGGACGCUUAACGUUGCGUCUGCUGCAGUACCUCGACGAACCGGGCAAUGCCUUGCAGACUCACAAUCCUGCAGUGGGAGAUUCAGUGGCUAUUAUCGAUUGCCAGACGUUUGUUCCGGAGUUUAUACCGGUUUUGAAGGCCUUGGAGAAGCAGCGGCAGAUGCCCGUGCCAUUUCAGAAUGGUGCGUUACUCAACCUGUGCGACCAUGUGAGUUUUGGGCCGAGUGUGGACGCAGAUCGAGCGGACUAUGACAAGGAUGACAGUGACGGUGAUGUGACGGGAAUUGCUGAUAUAUCAACGCGUGACUUGAUCCGGAAGGUGAUUCAGCUGUCACUGCUGGAUCCUAUCGUUGAUAUUCGCCGAGAUGGAGCACUACGCAGCCGUUUAGAGAGCUCAUUGCUGCAGCUGGUGGAAAGCGCGACUCUUGAUCCCGGUCAGCUGAGGAGCUUUGCCGAGGCACUGAUGUACCCUGUGCAUUGCACUCAAGGACCACCUGGUACUGGCAAAUCCUACUUGGGAGUCAUUGUUGUUCGCGCGUUGCUCGUCAUCCGGGACCUCUGGAAACGAAAGAAUGGCGAAAUUGGGGACCCUCCUAUCCUGGUUUUGUCAUACAAGAAUCACGCGAUCGACGAGUUUCUGCUGGACUUGCUGCGGUCGGAGCCUACGCUGGAUCAUACCCCAAAACGUAGCACGUAUUUUGGGAAAUAUUAUCUCAACAACGGCUUUAAGAAGCUCGUCCGCAUCGGUGGAGGAUGUAGUGAACCCGAACUGGAACCGUAUCGUGAACGCAAUGUUGCGUUCUCUGACCCCAGUGUUCGGAAGGUCUCCCAGCGGAUCGAGGAUUGCCAAGACCUGCGUGAUCAGUGGCACAAGUUCCGAGACUGCUUUACGCCCAUUUAUGAGGCACAGACAAUUGUUGCUGGUGGAACAGAGUCGUUAGGCUCUGAGGAGUGGAAAACCGUCCAAGGUGCAGUUCCUGCCGUGUCAUCUGCGGUGGCGACGCUUUUACAUCUGACAGAAAGUAUGAACGAGGACGAUGAAAAGAAGGCGUUAGCGAUUGAAGAACAGGUUCGCGUAUGUGACAACAGUGAUGAGGAGGAUGGUACUGAGGAUGCUGCAGCUAAGGCUCUAAAAGGCUUAUUGGACGUAAAGCCGAAGCUUUCGCGCGGUGAUACGGCAAGCGAGGUUGUGGAAAGUGUGCUAAAAACCAAACCGAUGCUGUCUAACGCUGAUAUUGCGGUGUUGCACAAGGGUAUUAAGCACUACGACCUGACCAUUGAUCCUAUGGAAGUGCUGUACCGGUGGAUUUCGGGUUUUCGUCCACUACCGGCGUGUGCGUACUCGGAAUCCUGCUUAAACGUAAGCUAUGACGAGAGUAAAUUCUGUCAGGAGCAUUCGUGCAAGUUUACUCAAGACGGAAAACAUUUCUGCCACGACGCUGUGGUCCACAAACGGCUGUAUUGUGAGCGACACUUGUGUUCAGCUGAGAAAUGCAAGAACUGCAGGAUGGACGAAGUGCAGUUGUUUUGCGAAGACCACGCGUGCUUUGUAUGCCUCGCAAGAGACGAGAAAGCUGACGUCGCUGUUGACGAACCUCCUCGGAACACGUGCGAUCGGCACCCGCUGUGCUGGGCUCUGGGUGGCAUGUGCACCGAAGUGACAGAACCCAGUUUUUCCUAUUGCAAGAUGCACAAGGAAGUGCUUUACUGCAAGUGGGUAUCGAAGGGUGGAGAAUCUUGUGGUGAGAUUGCUACGACGGGACAGUACUGUGGCGGACAUCACGUCGAAGCACAAGCGCUGUCUGAACGAGAGGCCCAGAUGAGUACCGGAAAAUGUCAGGCGCGGACGAGGAAGGGAAAGCCGUGCAAAGCAUCACCGUUGUCGGGCUCCAGAUUCUGCAGAGAUCACGUAGGCAGGAGUAACCAACCUGUCAUGAAGUUUCCCGACGUGUCGUUGAAGACUAGUGUGCAAGAGGAGACAAAGGAGGCGGUUGAAAUCCCGAAGUUGCCGUCUGUCGAUGAGUUGUCGGAUGCACAAGGCUCUCAGUCUUCCGAGCUUGAUCGACCUAACGCAGAGAAGGAAGAAGCAGUAGCCAUACCAGAGAAGAACGAGGAUUUAUGGAGCUCCGGUAGCGAGGUGGACGUGGACGAUUUUGUUGACGCUGUUCAAUACGACAAUGAGGACGAAGUCGAGGAGUCCGAGCACUUGCAGCAUAUGCGCGACGUUUACGAGGUUGAAGACGAUGAGGUCGAGGUUGAGAUCGAAGCCGUCGAGGCGUUUGAGGAAGAAGAAAAGACGCCGUGGACAUCCGAUCAGCAGCUAAUGCGACCUCAUGAGUGGCACUGGGAUUUGACGCUGGAAGAACGUUGGAACGCUCUUUUUUCCGUGUUAAAUCUAUGGAGCGAUCUCAACACGCGAUUGCAGCAUGCGUUCGUGAAGCAACUCGAAGAUCUGAAAGUGGAAUUGCAGCGUGAGAUCCUGCGUGCAAACUCCCGCGUUUACGAGGGCAAAUCUGUGAUCGGAGGAACGAUCACGGGCUGUGUGUCUCGCCUUGAAGCGAUUCGAACCACUAAUCCCUUUGCUAUUCUCGUCGAAGAAGCUUCAGAAGUGAUGGAACCACUUCUAGUGUCGUGCUUUAGCUCAUCCACGCGGAAGUUAGAGAUGAUCGGAGAUCAUAUGCAGCUCCAGCCUUCAGUUAUGGGGAAGAUCGACUUUGAACGAGUCAACAAGAUCAACAUCUCGAUGUUUGAACGACUGAUUAGUGCUCCACAGGGCAACGAAGUCCCGUCUUCAGUGCUGUCGAUCCAGCGCCGAAUGCGCAAGAAUAUCUGCGAUCUUACUCGUAACUUUUACGACGAAAUCACGACGAUAGAAGACCAUCAAGUCUGCGGAACUAAAGUCAUUGGAGGUGCCAAGAGAAAGCCAGGAAUGGUGCCUCUUCUCGAUGCGUGUGAAGGAGGAGGACGUGAAGUACCUGGCGUAUCGCCACAUGUCUUUUUUUGGACACAUUCGGGUCGACAGGAACGAGCUUCGGUCGGUUUGUCCCGCGUCAACCAACAAGAGGCCAAGAUGACGUGCAAACUUGUCCAGUAUCUCGUUCAUUGUGGUGUACCAGCCAAGUCUAUCGCUGUGCUUACCCCGUACAAAGGCCAGUUGAUGCUGAUGCGGAAGAUGCUGAUGGACAAGUAUGGGCUCAGAAUGAUGUCAAAAGAAAGAGAUCCACGACCUGUUCCUUCGUGUUUCUUGUCGACUGUGGACCGUUUCCAAGGCGACGAAGCAGAUAUCGUGAUCAUUUCGCUUGUGAUUGAUGGCAAGUCUCGCACGCCGUUCGUGAAGCUCCAGAAUCGCAUGAUCGUCUUGCUGAGUCGUGCACGUUUAGGGAUGUACGUCGUGGGCAAUGUCGAGUACUUUGGCGAGACGACACACUGGAAGAAAACGUUUGAAGUUCUUGAGAACGACGCCGAGUCUGACAAUAAUGAAGCAGUUGAGUGCACAGCCUACACGGGACCGCGUGUUGGUGCCGCGCUUCCGAUCUGUUGCCCCGAGCAUCGAGAGUCUGUAGCUUUGGCAAUGGAAGAGAGCCACUUGAAGCUCGGAUUCUGCACCGUGGUGUGUUCGGUUGAACUGUCGUGUUCUCACGAGUGCGGUCUCAUGUGUCACUGGCCUCAAGUGAACAUGCACAACAAGAAGUGCAGUGUGGAAGUCGAGUCGCCUUGCAGUCGCCACCCUCGUGUCCUCAAGUGCUCAGCAGUGACAGCUUCCUCUGGACGCUCUAUUGACGAAGCUCUGGAGAAAUAUCAGUGUGACAUUCGCGUGGACGUGAGUUUACCCUGCGGUCACAACCAAAAGAUGAAGUGCUUCUCGCAUACUGAGAUUGAAGCUGGGCGCUCUUCAUGGCCAGUGUGCAACAAAGAAGCCAUCGCGCCGUACGUCUACUCGGAGUGUAAGCACAUUCUGAAGUGCACAUGCAACGAGUUUGAUCGAUACUCCAAGGGCCACGCACCUCCGUGCACAGAGAAGGUGGAGUACACACCUGCUUGUCAACAUACCGUGACACAGCCGUGCCAUGAUCGCCAGGACUACACCACUCAAGUGCGUCGCUAUGUGUGUAAGGAGAAGGUAAAGGUGUCGUUGCCUCGAUGUGGACACGAGACGGUUGUUUCUUGUCCAACCGCGGAGACGUUGAAGCAAUGGACUGGCGAGUCAUGUCCAACGAUGGAUUUUGUCCAAGAAGGAGAAUCUUACGGUCCGAAAGACUUUUUUUGCAAGCGCACUGUCAAGUUUCAGCGACGCUGCGGCCACUACGAGAUGGUCAGGUGUGAGCGAGCGUUCGAACUUGCGCAGAGUCCGUCACGGUGCCAGGAACAGGUUGUGGUGUCGAAUCCGGAGUGUGGUCACGAGUGUUCAAUGACUUGCUUCGAGGAGAAGAGGCUUCGUGACAAGGUCGCGCAAUACUCCGGAAGACCAGACGACGUUGACCCGGUAGAAAUAGUGAACGAAGGCGACUCCAGCAACUACCGCAAGUACGGACUUAAUGUGCACUGCACCCACGAGGUGACGUACGCUCGCGCUUGUGGUCACAAGACGAAGAGGAAGUGCAGCGAAGCUCGUCAUAUCACUACGGUAUGUGAAGAGUUGGUGACUGCUUCGCUGCCGGUUUGUGGACACGUGGUGCGUCUGCCGUGUCAUUUGAACGAACACUUGGGAGAAUGGCAACCGUGGCCAGCACAGACACCGUCGGUCCAGCUUUUGCACGACGACAGCAUAGUGGAGGACACUUUGGUGGUUCCUGGAAAGCGGCCAAGUGCUUUGAGAUCUGUCUUAAAGGAGUGUACAGCACCUGUACGCUUCCGUAGGACCACGACAUGUGGACACGAUCUCGAGAUGAAGUGCUGCGACGCGUUUAAACUUGUGCAAGGUAAACAACCUCCAGUUCCAUGCGGUGUGCGAGUGCUGAAGCAGCUGAGCUGCGGCCACGAAGCUGCGAUGAAAUGUUCUGACGAGGUGGACAGUGUGGUUUGUCACGAAUCCGUUGCAAAGCACUGCUGGAAUUUCGUGACUUGUGGUAGUGAAGUCACGGUGCCCUGCAAAGCGUCAGCCAACACUGUCCAAUGCACGACGGAAACGGAGUGGAAGUGUCCGCAAGGUCAUUCGUUCUCUCUGCGCCUGUGCAGCAGAGGAUUCCCGUCUGAUUGUCCAGGUUGCUCGAGUGCACGCUUGGAUACCGUGAUCAAGGACACGCAGCGCGCUCUGAGCGAUCAAAAGCUCAGUCUUUGGUCGCCUGAAACAGCUAGAGUUCUUCCAGACAUGAGUGGGGUGACUCAUAUUUCCAUGAGUUUGUCCAGUAAGCGCGACUUUCUCGGUCGGAAGUUGAAGCUACUGGACCGGUUCAAACAUGGCCUAGAUGUUGGUGUAAAGUGGUCCAACCUCCUCUUCUUGCCUCUGGAGAUCCCAGUCUUCGUAGUGUUGAGUCGAAAGCUGCAAGGGAAGGAGAUCGAUAGAUUCGAGAUUAAGGAUUUCGGCAGCCAGCAGACGUUGAACGGCAUCGAAGUCUACGAAGCGACCCAGGAGAACUUCGAGCGCGUUGUGAGCGGUGGCAAAGCGUCACUUCUGUUCGGUCAUCUGUACUCGGCAAAAUCUCUUCGGAAUCCCACUGAUAUCCCGAAGGCCAAAGGGAAGAACGGAAGUAACCUCCGAACUUGGACUUCUCGCCAGGUUUCGCACGAUUACGAUGCGCUGUAUCGUGAUGCGAAGGCUGGCAAAAAAGGGGGCACUUGGAUUGUAUGGUAUCCCCACGCAUUGUUCCCUGUCCAUCGAGUGGAGAUCACAGACGCAAAUCGAGAGACGAUCGCGAGGUGUUUGCCGGAGAGAACGCAGGUCAAUCAGCAGCCUCCGAAGAUUUCUUUUGAGAAGCCGACAGGUGUUACGACGGAAGAGGAAGACAAGCCUGCUAUCACCUUGGCUCCUACCGUUAUUUCGGACGAGGAUAUUGACAAGCUACGGGUCUUAGCUGCGUCUGUGAGCCCGUUGUUCGAGAAGCUGAACGUUUGGUAUCCCUGGGACGGGAAAUCGUUUUCAACUGGAGCUGCAGAGGCGAUCUCGCAGCGCAUGGAGAAGACUUUAAUGUCAAAACUGAACUUUGUCCUCGCGGACUCGACGCAACAGAAGUCGAAGAAACCAUUCGGCGGCAUCAAGUAUGUGGAAAAUGCGCAGUCGCAAGGGAAGUUGAAGGAGGAUGGCAACUUGUUCUUGGCGCUGGAACUGCUUGCUGUUCGGAAGCAGGACACCAGCGAGACACGCUUGAAGCUGGAGGAAUACGUGACUCGAGUGUGUGCAGAGGAAGGCGGAUACGCCCACCCGCUUGUUAUCGUGGCGCUUGCUCGCUUAGCGGUUCGCUCCAGUCAAACGCAGUCGUCGGAUGUUCAACGAAAGCUUCUGCAAUUGUUCACGUCGCUGUAUCCAGAGGCCAGCAGCUUGUGGUUGAACGAAGCUGAGCUACGGCUCGUACAACGCACGAUUAGUCGAGCUACUACAGCAGGUUCUUUCGUCUCUGGGUCCCCGUCAGUGGAGGACAAGUGGGAGAGUCUAAAGAGCCGAUACAGCUGUCGCUCUGAAGCGAUGGAAAAGCUGCUAAAGCUGGUUGGACUGAAGAAAGUGAAGUACGCGGCAGUCAACAUGUUCAGGAAUGCGAUGGUGUUGCAGCAGCUCUCUCCUACUCAGCGCAAGAAGAACGCCAUGUCAUUUAACUAUUGCUUCGUGGGUAAUCCUGGUACGGGCAAAACUACCGUCGCGCGAUUGUUCGCCCAAAUUUUGAAAGACUCGAUGAUUCGCAGCACCAAUACGUUUGUGGAGUGUACGGCACAGCAGCUAAAGGACGACGGGGCUGCCGAGUUCCGCUUGAAACUGAAGAAGGCUUCAGGUGGUGUUUUAUUCAUUGACGAGGCGUACGAACUGGACCCUGCCGGCGACUUCAAGGGCAAACCGAUCGUAGCCGAGUUGCUGACUGCUGCCGAAGAUAAGCGGGACGAGCUCUCGAUCAUCCUCGCGGGCUAUGAAGACGAUAUCCAGAAGAAGUUGUACGCCUACAACGACGGUCUGCCGUCGCGUUUCGAAGAAAUUGUGUUCGAUGACUUCGAUUCACUUGAAUUGGAGGCUGUGUGGGAUGGCGUAGCGCUAGAUCGCGGAUGGGAAUACGAGAAGGCUAUCGCAAAGGUGGCCUGUCGACGUCUUGCCAAGGCUGCGGGACGUAAAGGGUUCGGGAAUGCGCGAGCUGUACGUAAAUUGUUUGAGCAAGCGGUGAAAGAGGCGCUGGCUCGUGACGAUUUCGAUGGCUCUCUCAAGUUUCAGACGGUGGAUUUGCUUGGAGACUGUCCGUCGACAAAUCCGAAGCUACAAGCUGUGCUGGACGAAGUCGAGGAGAAGACUGGAUGGCGCAAGAUUAAGGAGGAGAUGAAGAAGCUGGUGCGUAUCAGUGACGAGAACUACGAACGAGAGCUAAAAGGUCAGGAAACUGUCCAAGUAUUUCUCAAUCGCCUGUUCUUGGGCAAUCCUGGAACGGGUAAAACGACGUGUGCUAUCUACUAUGGACGUGUUCUGAAGGCGCUUCAUUUCUUGAGUAAUGGCGAAGUGGUGAAGAAGACAGCGGGCGACUUUAUUGGAAGCCACGUGGGGGAGUCACAGACGAAGACGUCGCAGAUCUUGGACAUGUCAAGGGGAAAAGUGCUGGUGAUUGACGAAGCGUACAACCUGAAUGACAACAUGUUCGGCAAACAAGUCCUGGACGUGCUGGUCGAGAAGGUGCAAGGUACGGAAAGUGACGACUUGGCUGUUCUAUUGAUCGGGUACGAGCACGAAAUGCUGGAGAUGUUGCGGACGCAGAACCCUGGUCUGAUGCGACGGUUUCCGCCGCAGUAUGCCUUCCACUUUGAGGAUUACACGGAGCAAGAACUGUUCGAUAUUCUGGAGUGGAAUUGCUCGAAACGCAGUGUGACGUGUUCGUAUGAAGUGGCUGAGGCGCUUUUGAAGCAGUUGGCUCUCCAGAGAACUCAGCCGAACUUUGGGAAUGCCGGAGCUGUGGAACAGCUGCUGAAACAUGCAAUGGGCAAGGCUAUGAGUCGUCCGAUGGUGAACGGAAUGACCGUGUUGACACUGGAAGACGUUGGUGUAGAUGCGUCAGGAGAUAAGCCUCAAGAUCCGAUUGCUUUACUGGAUAAACUGUACCGCAUGGAGGAGAUCAAGGAGCAGUUGAUUCAGCUACGCAACCAGAUGAUUGUUGCGGAUCGCGAAGGCUCAGGCCUCCCACAAGUUGGCCACUUUGUGUUCCGUGGGUCGCCUGGCACCGGGAAAACGACUGUGGCACGCGUGAUGGCGGAGAUUCUGCAUGGCAUGGGGGUGUUGGCAACGACGAAACUCGUGGAAACCUCCGGACUGGAGCUCACUGGUGAGCAUGUUGGACAGACAAAGCAGAAGGUGACGGAUAAACUCGGCGAGGCGAAGGGAGGACUGCUGUUUAUUGACGAAGCGUACGAGUUGGGGAAGGGGACGUACGGAGAAGAGGCCAUGACGACGCUUGUUGCUGCCAUGACAGACCCUUCCUACACUGGGAUGGUCAUUAUUAUCGCAGGCUACCCGAAGGAUAUGGACCAAAUGCUUGACCGCAACGUUGGAUUGAAGAGCAGGUUCACUCGGUUCAUUGACUUCCCCGACUGGGAGGCACAAGACGCCGUAGUAUUCCUGAGUGAGAAGGCUGAAAGAGAGAACUUUGAAGUCGAAAGCGAGGCCGUAGUGUCACUGCAACAGACGUUCGUGGAGCUCAAGAAACUGAGCAACUUCGGCAACGGGCGAGACGCUGUACGCGUGUGGACGAACCUGCUAGAAUGUCGAUCUCAGCGAGUAGUGGACGAGCCCGAAGAGGAGUGGACGAUCACGGAAAGCGACGCUGAAAGGGCAGGUGAAGCCAUUCUGGUUGCACGUGGUGGUGGUGGAGUGCCGGGUAAGAGAGUCGCACCUGAUGAAGAUCCCUUGAAGCUGCUAGAGGAGCUGUAUCGUAUGGAUCAAAUCCGAGACCAGUUGACGCGCUUGAAGAUGGAGAUGGCAGUCGCAGAGCGUGAAGGCUCGACACGACCUGAGAUCGGCCAUUUUGUGUUCCGAGGCUCCCCUGGCACUGGAAAGACGACGGUGGCGCGUGUGAUGGCGCAGAUUCUGCAUGCCAUGAGCGCUUUAGGCACGACAAAGCUCGUCGAGACGUCAGGCUUGGAUCUAACUGGAGAGUAUCUGGGCCAGACGAAGAUUAAAGUGACCGAGAAGCUGGUGGAGGCCAAGGGCGGAUUGCUAUUCAUCGAUGAAGCGUAUGAGCUUGGGAAGGGCAUGUACGGCGAAGAAGCGAUGACGACGUUGGUAGCAGCCAUGACGGAUCCUGUCUAUGCGGGGAUGGUGAUCGUGAUUGCAGGAUACCCGAAGGACAUGGACGUGAUGCUGAAUCGCAACGCUGGACUCAAAAGUCGCUUCACUCGGUUCAUCGAUUUCCCAGACUGGGAAGCAGAAGAUGGUGUGGCAUUCCUAGAAGCGAAGGCGGACAAGACGGACAUCACGUUGGGACACGGAGCGCAGAGUGUGCUGCAUCAGAUGUUCGUGGAGCUCAAGAGGUUGGACGGCUUUGGAAAUGGUCGCGACGCUGUUCGAGUAUGGAAGGAGCUUCAACAGUGUCGAGCCCAACGCGUAUUCGACUCACCAGAGGAAGUCCGUACGGUCACAGCAGAGGACGCAGCGAUGGCAGGAGAUAUCAUCCUCGCUGCUCGUCGUCCACCGGAUAGACCAGUGCUCUCUCAGUCGUCUGUGCCUAGUGACAACACGAUGGUUAGAACGCAAGACCGACACUCUUCGCAAACGGUUUUGUCUGAGAUGAUUGAAUUGCUGGGACCCGAACAAGUCUCGUUUGAAGAGCAGUUGGAAGAGAAAGAAGCUCUUUUAGCUGCAACAGAAGAAUUCGUCGAGGUGGAUGCUGAGGAAGACCCCGACAUCGACGAAGACGGCAAAGUUGAGCGAGAUCCUGACGUUUCGGACGAGGACUGGGAGGAAUUGGAACUUGCGAAAGAGGCCCGCGUAGCGCAUCUGGAAGCCUUAAAGCGCGCUCGUGAUCAAGCGAAACAAGAGGAAGAGAGACGUCGCGCCCAGGAAAAGUUGGAAGAAGAGCGACGUCGCGCUGCUGCGAUUCAGGAGAGAAUUCGACAGAUUUGUCCUUGUCCUGCAGGCUUCAACUGGUACAAAUGUGGAAGUGGCUGGCGCUGUUCUGCAGGUGGCCACUUCGUGUCGGACGCGCAGCUGAACAGCCAGUUUACUUGCUGA